This is a messenger RNA of Boeremia exigua, 3813 nucleotides long. RefSeq lists its product as uncharacterized. The transcript is spliced from 3 exons. The record is from RefSeq and is a predicted model, not a curated record. Lineage: Eukaryota; Fungi; Ascomycota; Dothideomycetes; Pleosporales; Didymellaceae. Gene Ontology annotation, cellular component: cytosol. Gene Ontology annotation, molecular function: mRNA binding; protein binding. The coding region runs from base 1 to 3813 and encodes 1270 amino acids.
AUGGACAUCAACUCGCUAUUAUCGCCGUCAGACUCGCCCGCACAGACGCCGCCUCCGCAGCAUAGCCAUGCGUCGCCGUCGACGCUGGCAGCGCACUCGCCCAACAAGCGUGCUGUCCGCCAGCAGAUGCCUUCGAGAACGCCCUCGGCCCUGAGCCAGCAAAUCACCUCGUCGCCACAAGCCCACCUCGUACACCAGAAGAUUCCCUCGCCUGGCUAUGCACAUCUCGCGAAUGGCACAAGAGCAGUCCACAGUGCCACGAGUACUCCACAACCGCUAAGCUCGCCACACGAUGCGCGCAUGACCCCGCCUGCUCACAUGUACCGGCAGGCGUCGACGCCGGGCAUGGACGCAUUGGCAGAUCUUGCGAGCAUGCAGCACCAGCAGCAAGCUGCACGACAAAACUCUCUUGGUCAUCAGCGUCCUGUUACGCUACAACACCUCGGGCAACACCUUUCUGGCGACUCUGUAACCAGCGCCGCUAUGUCGGAACACUCCCCAAGACCGCGCAAUUUUGCGACAGGAUCCUUGGACCAACAACACAUCGAAUAUCUGGAACAGCUUGACCGUGACCUCACAGAGAACCCCUUCAACUACUACAGCCAUCUUGCUUUAGUCACGACACUUCACCAAGGCUUCCAGACCCAUCUCGAGUCCAUUGAGGCCAGCCCGCACGACUACGAACUCAUUCACAUCCUGCGCGACGCAUACCGCGUAAUGUCAGACAAGUAUCCACUGGGCGAAACUCUAUGGCAUUACCGCCUCAACGACGAGAAAAUUCUCGCGAGGGCUACAGAGGAGCGCAUGGGUGUUCUUGAACUCCAUAAGCAAGCAACACACGAGGAGCCUUACAGUGCCAAACUCUGGGCUGCGUACGGCGAGUACGUCAGUUAUCUUGUUGCUUGCUCGUGGGAGCAGAUACCACCAGAGGAGUGGACGGAGGAAGACAGACUCAUCGGCCGUGAGCUCUUCCAGCCACAACUGUUGGUGGAUGCACUGCAGCAAGGCGCUGAGAGAGUGAAGUACAAUCUGCAAGAGAGCAACCUAGUCUGGGAUCGCUAUCUGCAGGUGCUGGAAGAAGACCUCGAACGUACUGGUCUGAGUCAAGAGAAGGUGACCAGGAUCGCAUCGAUAUACAACGAGCGACUGGGUCUACCGCACGCCACAUGGUCACACACACGAUCGAGAUACAUAUCCUUCAUCCAACGUUACAAUCUUGGUGACCCCGAACAGGUCAACGAGCAGGUUACUCAGAAAAACACUCACAUUAUCCAGCAGUGCGCCAACCGCGAGGAUUAUGAAUUCAAGGUCCUUCAGGCCAAACAACAGGGCGAUCAAAGUGCCGAGUAUCAUGCCAUCACCCGCUAUCUGAAGUGGGAGAAGAGGACUAUGGGUGUCUACAGCUUCCCACUUGUGAAUGCGUUAUAUGAACGUGCAACCUUGCGCUUUCCAGUCGACCCCUCCUUAUGGGAGGACCAUGUAGAGUUUCUAAUCUGGCAAAAAGAUCGAUCUGUCGAUCUGCUGCACGUGCUGGAGCGCGCUACUCGACAUUGCCCUUGGUCUGGAUCGCUGUGGUCUCAUCGCAUAUUGACACUCGAAGUCGAGAACAAGGCUUUCGAGGAGAUUGAACGCGUGAAACACACUGCCACUGGUACUGGACUGCUGGAGCACUCGGACAUCGAAGAGAUUAUCAAGGUUCAGAUCGCCUGGUGUGGAUACCUAAGACGGAGAGCAUUUGAGGAUCCCAAGGCAACCGAUGAUGAUGCCGAUAUCGCAGAAGUCGGGAUUCGUUCCGCGUUGGAGUUUGUGCGUGAGGUUGGGAUGAAAAAGCAUGGCAGGGACUGGGCAGGCGAUGCCAAGUACCGCCUCGAGCGCAUCCACAUGAAGUACUGGCUUGGGCGCGGAAAUGUCGACGAAGCCCGGAGCAUUUGGGAGACCCUUGUUAAGCGGCAAGCUGAUUCAUACGACUUCUGGUACCGCUGGUACAUUUUCGAGAUGGUCUUCUGGUCGCAGCAUGCAAUGCGGACCGAACAUAACGCUGGACAGCCACUUCUUACGCCCACACGAGCCACGGCUGUGUUGGAACGCGCCAUGGAGCGCCUCCAAACGAUGGACUUUCCAGAACCGAUCAUGGAAAUGUACAUGAACCACUGCGAGCAACACGAAAACGUUUUGAAAGUGAGAAGCGCAGCGAUUGAGAGGAGGCGAGCCGAACGCGUGGUUUCCAUUAGACGCGAGAAAGAGAAGGCAGCAGCCGAAGUGGCAGCGGCGGCAGCUCAGCCCCAGUCAGAUUACUUCAUCGAGAGUUCUGCAAAGAGAAAGAGAGAUGAGAACAGUACUGACCACGAUGCUGCCGCGAAGAAGAGCAGGCAAGCCGACUCUGAAGACCUGUCUCCUGCAGCUGUGCCUGUCAACGGAGAACCAAUCCGUGCUAGCGAGGCACCGUCUGAUCAAGCCAGUGGGCCGAAACGUGAUCGGGAGCACACGUCGCUCAUUGUGAAGAAUUUGCCUGUGGAUACCACACAGACCCAGAUACGGCAGUUUUUCACAGAUGCUGGCACUGUGCGGAACCUCGUGCUAAAGCCGGAACAGGACAGCUUGACAGCUAUUGUCGAAUUUGAGACCCCAGAAGAGGCUGACUAUGCCUUGAGCAAGGAAGCGAAGGGUUUCAAGGGCCACAAUAUCUCGAUCGAACGUGGGGAAAGCACAACACUAUACGUGACCAACUAUCCAGCGCACGCGGACGAGGCAUACCUCCGCAAGCAUUUCGAACCAUUUGGAGAGAUUAUUGGCUUCAGAUUUCCGUCUCUCAAAUUUGACACCCAUCGGCGGUUUUGCUACGUGCAAUUUGCCAAUGCUGCGCAAGCGGUUGCCGCAACCCAGCUCAAUGGUGUCGAUAUCGAAGGUCUGAAGAUCAACGUCAAGAUCUCUAAUCCGCAAGCCAAGAAAAAGCGGGAUGGCGCGACUGCUGAAGGCCGCGAAGUUUACGUGUGGCACCUCAACUUCAAGAUCAAGAAGCACGAAGUCCAUGAAACCUUCGCGCAAUUUGGCCCCAUUGACCGUAUCAACUUUCCGACUCUCAAGAACGGUAACAACAAGGGUUUCUGCUUCGUGGUCUUUGACGCAAAAGAUAGCGCUGACGCUGCGGUCGCUGAGAUGGACAAGAAGGAGUUCUGGGGCCUCGAGCUACAUGUCGAGAUCGCCAACGAUAAGAACGAAACAAAGCCGAAGAUCAGAUCUACACUCGAGAAUGCCGCCACUGCGCCCUCUGAAGCACUGACGCAGGCUGCUCCUGACGCUACCCCCGGGUGCUGCCAUCGCUGCAGCGCCUCCGCUCCCUUCAACGAACGCUCCCUCGCCAUUCUAAAUCUCCCCGACACUGUGCCCGAUGUGCGCAUCAGGCCCCUUGUUGAGGCUUAUGGCUUCAAAAAGAUCACUCUCGAACCACAACAUGGCGGCGCAGUCAUUGAAUUUACAAGCGUUGAAGGGGCAGGUAAAGCCGAAAUCGCGUUGCAGGCACUCGAUUUCGAAGGCAGAAAGUUGCGCAUUGGCACGGUGAAGGAUCUGAGGCAGCAGAAAGGCGAAUGGAAGGCUGCGAACAGCUUCCUGCAGCCCAAUCGCGUCCAACGACCGACGUCGCGCGGCGGCGCAAGAGGAAGAGGUAGAACCGGGUUUGGCGCGCGACCAGCCGUGCCCCGGGCUGCUGCCGCAACGAACGGAGAAGCGGCGAAGAGCAACAGCGACUUCCGCAAUAUGAUCCUCAAUAAGGGCCCUAAGCAGGUCGAGAACAACAAUGACAAGAUGGAGGAGUAA